AUGAGGAGGUAUGGACGGAGGCUCUUGUCCUCCUGGGCAAAUGCGGCGGUGGAGGAGCGGUGGCAGCAGGCGCUGGAGGCUGCGGAUUCAUCCAAGUAUGCCGCGGUGCUGCGGGAGUGUGGCGUCGCCGGGGAUCUGGCGCGCGGCAAGCACGCCCACGCGCACCUCCUCAAGAGCGGCUACUCGGGCGAUGCGCUGCUGGGCAACAUCGCCGUCCAGAUGUACGCGCGGUGCGGCAGCGUCGAGGACGCGGCCGCGGUGUUUGAUUCGUGGGCUUUCUGGAACGCCCACUCGUGGGCGGCGAUGAUCGCAGCAAAUGCCCGGCUGGGGCAUUUCUCCGCGUCGAUUUGCCUCUUCCGGAGCAUGGACCUCGAGGGCGUUCGCGCGAAUCGAUCGGCGAUCCUCGCGCUGCUGGGCGCGUGCUCGAAGGUUGGGGGAGGAUUGGGGUUGCGGUGUGGGCGGGAAGCCCACGUACGGAUGGUGGCCAUGGGGGUCCGAGUGGACGAGCUGGCGGGAAAUAUUUUGAUCGCCAUGUACGGCAAGUGUGGCAGCACGGUGAUGGCGAGGGAGGUUUUCGAUGUUAUGGAGGCUAGGGAUUUGAUUUCUUGGAAUUCUAUGAUCGGGGCUUACGCGCAGAACGGGCAUGGGAGGGAAUCGCUGGCGCUGUUCCACCAGAUGAUCGUUUCCGGACGCCAAGAUCAGGGUUGCGGCAUCCGGGAUGAUCAAGAUCGCGAAUCUGUCGCUCAAGAUUGCUCCAAUCCGCCAGUGAUUCCCAAUGAGAUCACGUAUGUGACCGUGCUUGGGGCUUGUUCGAGCGUCAAGGAUGUGGAAGAGGGAAGAAAGAUUCACGGCAGUGUCUUGCAACGAUUUGGGGGCAAAUUCUCGCAAGAGAUCGGGAACACGCUCGUCCACAUGUAUUGCAAGUGCGGCAGCGCGGAGGAGGCUCGAUCGGUCUUUGAUAAUCUGGUGUGGCGGCACCCGAUUACGUGCUCCACGCUCAUGGGGAUCUACAUCCAGCAGGGAAAUCCGGGCGAGCACGCGCUGUGCUCGUGCUCGGGGCUCCGGGAUCUCGAGCAAGGGAAGAGCAUCCACGACAGGGUCGCGGCGGAUGGAUUCGACACGCAGGUGUUCGUGGGGAACGCUCUCGUCAACAUGUACUCCAAGUGCCGGCGCUUGGAUCUCGCCCGCGCGGCGUUCGAGAGGAUCGAUUCCAAGGACGUGGUGUCGUGGAACAGCAUGAUCGCGGCCCACUCGCAGCUGGGCGGCAGCGACGAGGCGCUGGAGACGUACCGGCGGAUGAUCGGCGAGGAGAGGCUCGAGCCGACCAAGAUCACGCUGGUCCACGCGCUGGGGGCGGCGCUGAGCCUCCGAUCGGCCAGGGACACGAAGCUCCUCCAGGAGGACGCGAUCCGGCUGGGGCUGGAGGGCGAUUUGCUGGUGGGAUCGGCGCUGGUGAGCGCGCUGGGCAAGUGUGGCUGCCUCGAUCAGGCCAGGGCGGUGUUCGAUCGGAUGGAGCGGCGGAAUGUGGUGUCGUGGUCGGGGUUGAUCGCGGCGCUGGCGGAGCACGGGCGAGGCAGGGACGCGAUCGAGCUCUUCCAUCGCAUGGAUCUGGAUGGGAUCCAGCCCAACGAAGUAACGCUGCUGAGCGUGCUGGAGGCUUGCGCGAGCACGGGCGCCAUAGCCGAGGGGCGAAGAACUCACGCCCGGGUCAGCGGUUGCGGGUUCGAGGCCGAGACCAACGUGGCCAACGCGCUGGUCAACAUGUACGGCAAGUGCGGCCACCUGGGCAGCGCCCGUACGGUGUUUGACGCCAUGACGUGGCGGAACGUGGUGUCAUGGACGGCCAUGCUGGCGGGGUAUGCCCACCACGGGCAUACCGAGGAGGCGAGGAGGGUGUUCAAGGCUAUGGCGCUGGAGGGCAUCCAGCCCAACGUAAUCACCUUCGUCAGCGUGCUCUUUAAUUGCAGCCAUGCUGGGGUGGUGAGCGAUGGAUUGGAGCAGUUCCACAUCAUGGUCGGGGACUUUGGGAUAGUUCCUGUGACGGAGCACUAUGGGUGUGUGAUCGAUCUCCUUGGCCGGGCUGGGUGGCUAGAGGAGGCCGAGGAGCUGCUGAGAACGAUGCCGGUGGAGCCAGACAAGGCGGCGUGGAAUAGCUUGCUCGGGGCGUGUAAGGUUCAUUCCCACACGGACAGGGCGAAGAGGAUCGCGAAGCUGGCCUGCGAUCUGGCGCUCCCGUUUGCGUCGGCGCCGUAUGUGUUGCUAUCGAACAUGUACACGGACGAGGAGCAGCAGAGUGAUCCAGAGGAAGAUCAAUGCAGCAGCUUGAUCGAGGUGAAAGGGAGAGUUCACGAGUUUGUGGCCGGGGACUGGAGCCAUCCUCGGAUCGAGGAGAUUGUGGCGGAGCUCCAGAGGUUGCAAGAGGAGAUGAUGAUCUUGAGGGGAUCCUCCUUGUGUGAAGAAGGCGGACAAGAGGGGAGUGUGCAAGAGAACGAGCACAGCUUGAAGCUAGCCAUUGCUUUCGGCGUGCUUGCUUCGCCACAGGGAAGCACUAUCAACGUUGUCAAUACUCGGAGGAUUUGCGUAGAGUGUCACGACGCUGCUAAGGUGAUUUCCAAGAUUGCCGGUCGUAAGAUCGUGGUGAGGGACUCUUACCGGUUUCAUCACAUUGAGCAAGGGGUUUGUUCUUGUGGUGAUUAUUGUUAAAAGAUUUUCUCAAGAAUGUACAUACUAUUUUGAA
Messenger RNA from Selaginella moellendorffii, 2737 nucleotides. RefSeq names its product pentatricopeptide repeat-containing protein At3g24000, mitochondrial. The record is from RefSeq and is a predicted model, not a curated record. NCBI's taxonomy places the organism in Eukaryota, Viridiplantae, Streptophyta, Lycopodiopsida, Selaginellales, Selaginellaceae. Gene Ontology annotation, biological process: RNA modification. The coding region runs from base 1 to 2703 and encodes 900 amino acids. The transcript is spliced from 2 exons. Gene Ontology annotation, molecular function: zinc ion binding; RNA binding; protein binding.